This is a messenger RNA of Drosophila kikkawai, 2076 nucleotides long. RefSeq lists its product as uncharacterized. Lineage: Eukaryota; Metazoa; Arthropoda; Insecta; Diptera; Drosophilidae. The record is from RefSeq and is a predicted model, not a curated record.
GAUGUCGCUAGUUUCGUACACUCCAACUCGGUGCACGUUCACUCUGUGCUGAACGUUCGUGGGCAGCGGUUCUCGCAGCGCGUUUAGCGGAUAUUUUUCCCCGAGUUUUCCAUUUCCCUGGUGGUUUGAAUCCGGGCAGAGACAUUAUAUAUUAUCUCGCAUAUAUAUCGCGCAAACUUGGAGAAGGUCUUGACUUUCGAGCGGUGUUUCGUGGAUAUAUAAACCGCAGCCGAUACGUUUUUCGGUUGCUCCGGAUAUCCCGUUGGUGGUUUUUUAUUUUCAUCCCAUUCCGUGGCUUGGCGAAGCGUCAGCGACGCCCAGCUCUUCAAGAUUUAAGAUUCGGGGCCAACAGCAAUUCCAACCGCAGCCCGAGAUGCCCACCAUCCGGCGCUGCUGCAUCAUCGGCUGCCUGUCCAAUUCGCGUCAGCAUCCGAGUAUGCAGUUCUUUGCCUUUCCACGCCCCGAGAAUCCCUUCCACAAGCUGUGGAAGGAGGCCUGCCACGCCUCCCUGCGCCGGAUUGUGCCCUUCAAAAAGCCCGUGGUGUGUGCCCUGCACUUUGAUCCCAGUGUCCUGGGCGGACGACGGCUUCAGUCCAAUGCCUUGCCCACGCUACGGCUGGAGGUGCCCUCAAAUCUAGAGGCCGUGGAGCAGCAGGCAAUGGUGGAGGAGAUCGAGCGGAGCAGGAAGUGUGCCUACAUCAAUGCCGUCGUCUACGAGUGGCUGGUGCGGGCCAACAUAAAUCCGCAGCUAAGGGGCAGCAUCACCCACGGCAUGAUCAAGGACAAGGCGGAGAAUGCCCGCCAGGUGAUCGGGAGCACCUCGUUUAUCGCCGACAAUCGCUGGCUGAACCGCUUUCGGGAGACGCAUCUCCAGGGCUUUGCCCAAAAACUGGCCAGCAAUCAGCUAAAGUCCUUGGGCUCUUCCCUCUGGAUUCCUGACAUAGUGCAGGACCUGGCUCAUCUCUUUCCGCCCGCUAGUGCUGAACGGGUGGCCAAGCUGGAGGAGAUGCCCGAACAGUACAUGAGCUACAUGCAGCAGUAUGGCGAGUACGAGGAGGAUGACGACAGUAUGGAUGUCAAGGAGCAGAGCUACCAGGAGCAGCAACAGCAGCAGCAACACUUUGCUCUUCAACAGCAACACAUGCAGCAGCAGCAGCAGCAAAUGGGCCAUCCGUGGCCACCGUUUGCAGGACAUCCUGGGCAUCCGCCUCAUCCAGGAUUCGCCAGCUUCAAUGACUUCUACUUCGAGCGCCACCAGCAGCAGAUGCAGCAGCAACUCCAACAGCAGCAGCAGCAGCAAAUGCAGCAACAGCAGCCACAGUUCCCACCUUCCAUGCCGCCGCAAAGGGAACCCUUUCAGCCGCAACUGCCGCCCAAUGUGCCUCCCCAGAGAGCCAGUCCCUUCCAGCCGGUGCAGUUGGCCAAGCGGCCAAAAAUGGAGUCUCCCGACGAUGAUGAGGUGCAGGAAAUCAACUCGGCGGUGACCUCACCACCACUUGCUCCCGCAGAAUCAGCCAAGGGCAGUCGCAGUUCAAGUCCCAAGGAACAGAAUAACAACAGUAGCGGAGGAAGAGACAGUGCCAGCAGCAAGGAGAAUGCUCCUAAGGGCGGCGGACCCAGCGGGAAGUCCACGCCAGCACUCUCCGUCAAAGGCAAGGAUUCACCGGCGCCAGUCAAAGCAGCCUCUGCUCCCACCUCACCUAAAAAGAUCGCCAACGGCAGCAGCAAUUCCUCCGGCAGCCAAACCAAUGGUCACCCAUCUCCGGAACCCGAGCAGAAGAAGGCGGUGGCGAUGCUAAACGAACUGGAUAGCUACACGCAGGCACUGGAGUACCUGAAGCCGCUGGAGGAUUUUGUCCUCUUCAAGGAGAACUUCCGAGCGAUUGGGUUGCUCUCUCAGCUGGAAUUGGUGCUGCGCAAGGGCGACAAGGCCACGCUGGUCGAGGGUUAAGAGGACGACUACUGGGGUUUUCGGUCCACAGGACAACGAGCACAAAACACAAAUGUGAUGAACUGUGUACAUAUGUAUCAAAAAAUAGUAUUAUUAAUUUUUCAUAAAGAAUAUCCUCUCACAGA